Molecule: messenger RNA, 1262 nt
Organism: Zea mays
Lineage: Eukaryota; Viridiplantae; Streptophyta; Magnoliopsida; Poales; Poaceae
Exons: 1
Coding region: 531-1091 (186 amino acids)
Source: RefSeq, marked predicted
AAAUUCUACUCGGUCCACUAAUUCAGCUAAGUGACUAGAAUAGCGAAAUAAUUCGCCAUAGCUGAAUCUGGCUCGAUAAUCGCAAGAACUGCGAAGUCGGCGAGAGGUUCGUGACUUACACAAUUUAUCGAGCACCCUAAUGCGCCUCGUACUAGCACAUCAAUCUAUGCAACGAUCGAACUAUUUUGGAUAAUUUAUCAGCUUACCGUUUCAAUAGCCGACUCGAAUCCGCGAGAUCGGUAAUGAUUUUCCGAUCGAGGCAAUUUGCCGAGCGCAUGGCAGGUGCCACACGAACUUCACGCUGCUAGCUUCAUCUUCACCCGAUUCUUGGAAUUUCUUGCUGACGCGCGGAACAACGACGACUUUCGAUUCAAGUCUGGAGCGAGCUGGUGAGGUGGGGUUGAGCAGGGGAUGACGGGUUUGACGACUCGACGGUAAACGCGAACACGCCGAAACCCGAUGGAUGAAGAGCGAGCGCACACGAGGCAAGCAACACGGAUUUGAAGCAUGGAGAAAUUGCCCACAGCGAAAUGAGCCGAGCAAGGAGCGCUCGUGAACUUUAUGGCGGAAUCGGUAGCAGCCGAUGCCAGAGCGCACGGCGAGGGGACUUCGGCGGUGCGGACAGCAAGCAGGCGAUUCGACGGCGUGGGAGUUCGACACGCCGUGGCGAGCAAACAAAAUUUGUGCGCGCGGCAAACAAAGAAAGAGCGAGCUGCGCGUGCGCAGAGAGUUCGACAAUCCACAGCAGGGGCAAACGCAGUCCGAGCAGGGACCAGCAGCAGAUAUGGACGCCGAUCUUGAAGACGCGGCUGCGCGCGGAAGCUGUAACAACACGCGAUAGAGACAGAGCUCCGCGGCUGGGAAAAAGGCUCAACGCCGCCAUGGUUGGGAGCUUAGGGCAGUUAGCCGAGCUAGAGCAAGGGACGACACGGGCCAUCACAAACUCCGGCGAGGACCAGGGAGAUCCGGUUGAGCCUGGCAAGGAAAGGCGCGGAGAAGAGAAGCCGCGAGGGAGAAACGCACUGCGCAGGGGGUUCGGCUAUGCGCAGGAGCGAGCAAGGAGAUGGACGUCGAGCAGAGCGCGGCCAUAGGCAAGAUGGAGGAAGCGUCGGCCGGAAGAUGCACCAGCGACGUAUCCUGUAUUCCUGUGCGACGGUGAAAUAUCAGAUGGAAGGAAGAUAGACAGCGGCUAGAGGAUAAGAACGAGAGCUUGAGCGGCUGCUGGUGGACUCCAUCCGAGCUGGGCGACGGCGGCGGCAAAA